GUUCACCUGUACCAUUUGCAUCAUCACUCUUUCUCCAAAGUCCAGGGCCAAGGCAACUACCUAACUUGCUCUGUUCUGUAGGUUUAUCACAGUACUCAGGAGGCAGUGAAUUACACGAAACGAUUGAAGAACAGAGCAAAUCACAGAAAGUGAAGCGUGAAUACGGUGAUGACGAAUCUGCAAACCACACCGGCUUCUUUCGGAUUUCACAUGCCUGCAGAGUGGGAACCUCACACACAGUGUUGGAUGGGUUGGCCUGAACGCGGGGAUAAUUGGCGUGACGCCGCGGUUCACGCUCAAAGCGUGUUUGCUAGGGUCGCCUCCGCCAUCUCGAGAUUCGAGAGAGUAACCGUUUGUGCUAGUUCCGCGCAGUGGGAGAAUGCAAGGAGUCAGCUACCUGAUCAUAUCAGGGUCAUUGAGAUCAGCUGCAAUGAUUCUUGGUUUCGCGACACCGGACCUACUUUUGUUGUCAUGAGGAACACAUCAAACUCUGGUGGUUCUGAUCACAGGAUUGCAGGAAUUGACUGGAGUUUUAAUAGUUGGGGAGGUUUAGAAGAGGGAUGUUACACUGACUGGAGUCUCGACAAUCUUGUCGCUAAGAAGGUUUUGGAAAUUGAGGGGAUUCCUAGAUUUUCACAUUCAAUGGUGCUUGAAGGUGGAAGCAUUCAUGUUGAUGGAGAAGGAACAUGUCUUACCACUGAAGAAUGUCUCCUGAACAAGAACAGGAACCCUCACUUGAGUAAGAAUCAAAUAGAGGAUGAACUUAAGGCAUACCUUGGAGUCAGGAAGGUUAUAUGGUUACCUCGAGGAUUAUAUGGAGAUGAUGAUACAAAUGGUCAUAUUGAUAACAUGUGCUGUUUUGUGAGGCCUGGUGUGGUUCUGCUGUCUUGGACUGAUGAUGAAAUUGAUCCUCAGUAUGAAAGAUGUACAGAAGCAUAUUCUUUGCUUUCAAGUGUAACUGAUGCCAAUGGUAGAAAAUUUGAAAUCAUUAAACUACAUGUUCCUGAUCCACUCUACAUGACAGAGAAAGAGUCUGCUGGAGUUUUGCAGGUUGACGAGGCCAAGGCAAGACUUCCAGGUACUAGGCUAGCUGCAUCCUAUGUAAACUUUUACAUUGCAAAUGGAGCUAUCAUUGUACCACAAUUUGGAGAUAAAAAGUGGGAUGAUGAAGCUGUCCAAGUCCUAUCUAAGACCUUCCCUAGUCAUGAAGUUGUGGGAAUUGAAGGUGCCAGGGAGAUUGUUUUGGCGGGUGGAAAUAUUCACUGCAUUACUCAGCAGCAACCAGCCAUUUAGGGAUACUCUUAACAUUCAUUGAUUGGUAUUCUGCUAUUUUCUUGGAUUGUAUCAUUCCUACUGAGCAAGGAUGCUAAAUUGUGAAAAUAAAACAAGAAACAUGUUUAAACAUGAAUUUUGUGAAAUCAUAGUUUUUUUUUUCAUAAAUGAUUCAAUAGAAAAUUUUGAAGUCGAACAAA
Messenger RNA from Lotus japonicus, 1472 nucleotides. RefSeq names its product agmatine deiminase. Gene Ontology annotation, biological process: putrescine biosynthetic process. The record is from RefSeq and is a predicted model, not a curated record. The coding region runs from base 169 to 1293 and encodes 374 amino acids. NCBI's taxonomy places the organism in Eukaryota, Viridiplantae, Streptophyta, Magnoliopsida, Fabales, Fabaceae. The transcript has 11 exons. Gene Ontology annotation, molecular function: agmatine deiminase activity; protein-arginine deiminase activity.